CACAUACGCACACGUACAUACACACGCACGCACACGCACACACUCAUUAGCGGAGGAGUUUCCAGUUUAUCCCGGGACGCACAAACACACACCCACACACAGGGAAACCGAUGGGAUGCUACUAAAAGCGGCUGUGGAUCAUUUUAAUAGACUUUUAUUGUGUGUUUUUGUUGUUUCUUUACCUCCGUGACAACUUUGUGUGGACUUUUUAAUUCACCAAAGACGGAGCAAAUGGGUGACUCAAGUAGGUAACUGCGUUCCAAAAAAACAUCCACGCAGUUUUUGGGACUCCAAAUACGCAUUUGAUGGGGAAAAUGAAUUAUUCCGUGUUAGAUAAGUCACUCCAUUGAUUGAAGGACUGUAAGUGCUAACCUUGAAGAUGAAGAUGUAUCACAGUGAUGUGUGUAUCCUGGCUGCUGCACUCUUGGCCCUCCUGGCCCCCGGGGCCCAGGCUUGUCCCAGGAGCUGUAACUGCUACCAGGCUAGCGAAGUCCACUGUACUUUCCGCUCUCUGCUCACCGUCCCUCCUGGACUGCCUGUACACACACGGCGCAUCAACUUGGGAUUCAACAGCAUCAGCAGGAUCCAGGACAGCACACUUGCCGGGCUGAAGAGGUUGGAGCUUUUGAUGCUGCACAGCAAUGUCAUCCACAACCUGCCAGAUGCACUGUUCCAAGACCUGAAAUCACUGCAGAUACUAAAAUUGAGCUACAACAAGCUGACAGAGAUCCCUUCAUCCCAGACCUUCUCUGGCCUGACCUCGCUACUGCGUCUGUACUUGGAUCACAACCACCUCCAGUACAUCCACCCUCGGGCGUUGCUCCAGCUGCCAAGCCUCCGUUUGCUCCGUCUGCAAGGGAACAGGCUGCAUCAGCUUCAUCCCCAAGCUCUGUGCACAGUUUCCCUACUCAACACAUACUACUUUUCCACACUCAGGCACUUAGAUUUGUCCAACAACAGUCUAAGCACCCUCCCCAGGACCACCUUUCAGACUGCUCCCAUGCUGGAAACAGUAGCGCUGCAGGCCAAUCCCUGGAGCUGCGACUGCAGGAUGAGUUGGUUCCCCACCUGGCAUUUUGCUCACCAAGAAUUAUUGAAAUGUUCCGGAGGUCCUCAAUGUCCAAUAUGUGAAUCACCAAGUGCCCUUCAAGGUCAAAGCUUGCUUGAACAGAAAGAUCUGACCUGCACUUCCCCUGUGAUUACCCUGCGAGGAGAAGAAACACAUUCUGAAGUAGAAGUCAGUGAAAUCCAAUCGGCUGAAUUGUUCAGAAACCCUUUAGGCAAUGCUUCCCUUGGCCUGUCGGACCAACAGGGGAACAGUGUCGAACUGCGCUGCAACAUCACUCGCUCGGCGGACUCCCAGAAUGAAUUUCCUGCCCCGGACCUCUCCUUUCCCUCCUCUUCUCCUGUCGCCUUGGCAUUGUCUCUCACUCUGGAAUGCCCCAUGGAAAGAGAGAGCUAUGACAGUCUUUGGAGGAUCCUGGCUUACUAUAGUGAGACUGCAGUGCACCUUGAGAGGGAAAUCAUGUUGAAUAAACCUCCAGAGCUGGCAUACCGCUACAGGCAGACAACAGAGACAGAGGGUUAUUAUAAUACUGGAGUCAAAGCCACUGUCCAAACAGGACCACACUGGUUAAUGCAGCAGGCAAUCGGAAUUCAGCUUAACAGAGCACAGUCUAGCCGGCACACAGUCAGCCUUAUAUACUCCACAAGGGUUUCCACUCGUCCUGACCCCACGGCAGAUACAGCAUCAUCUGACACUGCUUCUCACCCAUGGGUACUCAUCUCAACUAACCAUACCACCACAGCACUAGCAGCUAUUGCAGGUUCUAGGCUGGAGCUCUCCUGCCCUCUUCUAAGUUCUGGUAAUCCCCAAGUACAUUGGAUUCUCCCAGAUGGAUCAAAACUUAUUUCCCCUUCCAGUAGUCAAGAUGAUCGGAUUCAAGCAUCUGGCACUGGGCUCCUGUUGCAGAAGGUGGAACUCUCGAAUGCAGGGAUUUACUAUUGUUUAGCCAAGGCUGGAACUGAUUCAGAUGUUCUCCCUCUGCGCCUAAUAGUUGAGGAGUCCUCUGCCCCGCCAACAGGCGAGCAAGUUGGACCUCCUGUCACAGGAGCAGCUGGGCAGCCUGUCAGUCUAUCUUGCAAGGUAUCUGGUUCACCAGAACCACACACAAGUUGGGUGUUACCAGGUGGGAAUAUAGUUUGGAAGGGAUUAGCAGUAUCAGAUGGACUUAUGAUGCAAUCAAAUGGGAGUCUAUUUCUUUCUAACCCCUCUCUGAGAGAUGCCGGUCAAUACCGUUGUGUUGCUGUUAACCAGUAUGGUAGUGCCUCCUUGUCCAUGGACCUAAAAAUAAACCUACGGAAGCCUCUGUCACUUGGCGAUGUUCCAGUGGGGCCACAGUCAGCCUCCGGACGAUCAACAAAGAUACGAGCACCGUUAUUACAUCCAAUAGAGGAAGGAUCAGGGGAUGAAGUAGAAGACGAAAAAGAGAAAACUACUGUAGUCAAUAGGAGUCAUCCAAGACCUAUUCAACAUACUUCAAAGAGACGACUUCAAGCUGGUAAAUCCCUAAGACGAGGGUCUUUGAGAGAAGGUUCCUUGAGGAGAGGAGGGAGGCCCCUAUCACCUGAGCAGAGAAGAAAUCGCUAUGAGAAUAGGCCUAGAAUCACCACAAACAAACAAAAAAUAGACCCUCAAAAAUGGGCUGACCUACUGGCAAAGAUACGUCAGAAGACUACACUCACGAACAACAGUGAGGAUAUCACAACAGAAAAUCCCACAGCAAAAUCAUUGAGAGGAGAAGAAAACACAGAAAGAAUUGAGGAUGGCGAUGACACAGGGAGGGAAGGAGCAGACGGACCAGAAAUGGAAGGGUCGUCAGUUGAUGAUGCUAUUCUGCGAGAGGAAAGUCUACAGCCUAUUUAUCCCACUCAGGCAAUAGAAGACGCAACACAAGUGGAAACUAGGACACAAACAGUCUAUGAGAGACAUACAAACAAUGGGCCCUUGAAAACACAGACAUAUGAGAAUGAGGCUGCAACACAGCUCCACGAAACAACACAGACAAAUCCAGUCACCUUAACACCAAACUUUGGAACUAAUGAAAUUGACCCAGAUCCAGCUGGAGGAGAGCAACAGGAAGCAAACCCCACCUCCUCGAUAGUCAGACUUUCAAAACCACAGAGGGGAUUCAUGCCUAAUUUAGUUCCAAAAACACGGCCUCAAAGCCCAUGGAACUCUCGCAGGAGGAUCGGACAGCGGAGGCGAGUCAUCGGCAGGCCAAGGGGGCGACCUAUGACACCCUUUCAACCUCUGCCUGAUUCUCCAAAACAUAGCACCACUGUCACUCUAGUGACAAAAUUCACCACAUCGCUACCUACUAUGGAGAAAGAGAUUACCGGUACUCAAAUUAAAACUACUUCUUCUCCAAAACUUAAGAUUGUAAAUUCUGCAACUCCUUCUAUUUCAACCACUCUUGGUAUCACCCUUUCAACAGCCAACUUGCCCUCACCGACUCUCUCCGCCCCGACUUCAUUGCCUCACAUUGACACAGAGACACAUACAGACAUGAUGACUCAUUCAGGCAACACAACUAACAGUGCAAAGUCACAAUCACCGGUAACCGAUGACUCUCACGAUGAGCACACAAAAACACGAAACACCUCAAGCAUACAUGAUGAUGAAUCCCCGGGAAAAAGUGGUGAAGGGCUGGAAACAAAGGUUGAUGUUGGACGGAAUGUGUCUCAAUUCUCUACUACUCUCCUGACCACGCUAUCCUCCACUGUUUCCUUGACAACUCCUUCAAUCAGUUCCACAAAUAAUUAUGUUACCAGUGGUACUGGUGUUGCAGCUCUAGAUGACAAACUUUCAACAUUGAGGACAUUUACCCCGAUGACUGAAUAUUUUAGUCCAUCGACAAUGUCUCCCAUGACUACCCCUGUAUAUACCACUACCAAACAUGCCACGUCUUCAACUCUUACAUCUACUGCUCCCAUUUAUUCUUCCACUACCCUCCCCCCGACCACUCCUUUCAGUGGUACAGAUACAGCAGAUCCAUUCCAAGAUAAUCCCCAAAUGAAUUUAGUUAGCACUCCCACUUCAAAAACUAGCACUUCUAUUUCUGGUGCUUCCUCUACCAAAAUUACAUUAACUACAACCAGGGCAACUACACGCAGUGCAUCCUCUGCUUCCACCACAACAAUAACUUCAAGCACUGCUACGUCAUCUAGAGAGAGGCCAAGCAUCGGCCAGGUCAACCCCCAAGGGAGGCCUGUGUCUGGCACUUCGAACCAGAGUCGACCCCCAACUGACUGGAGAAACCCUGGAGCUAAUUUCAUUCCAGAUUCACACAGCAGCAGGCCACAGUGGUCUCCAUCUCCUCUUCCUGCCUCCCCACGGGCACCAGUUUUAAGAUCCAGGCCAAAGAUUGCUGACCCACACAUCAGAACCGUGUCAUUCCCAGCAGAAAGCAUUGCAAGACUAGCUUGUGAGGCUCAAGGACAACCGAAACCCUCCAUCACAUGGACCAAGGUCGCCACAGGAGCAGUCAUGUCAGUCCAUUCCAGGUCUCAGCGGUUUGAAGUACUACCAAAUGGCACUCUUGUCAUCCAAAAUGUUCAGCUACAAGACAGGGGCACGUACAUCUGCAGCGCACACAGCUUCCUAGGGCGCGACAGGCUGCUAACCACCCUGGAAGUAUGGUCACGUCCCCCUCGAAUGCUGAUGGUGGGCUAUCAAGAAUCCACUGUCCAUCAAGGUGGAGAGGUCGACCUGGAAUGCCAAGCUAGUGGUGUCCCGACUCCUCUGCUCUCUUGGGUUCUUCCGGAUCGCUCCGUCCUGACCUUCACUGCCAACUUGAGCAAUCGAAUCAGUAUGGACCCAAAUGGAACCCUUCAUAUUUCAUUAACUUUACCAAGUGAUCGCGGGGUAUAUCGUUGUGUGGCCUCCAACUCAGCCGGUGCCGCCAGUGCUUCUAUUCGGUUGCACGUAUCGUCGUUGCCCCCGGUGAUGCAGCAACCCAGAGAGGAACGCCUUCUCUUGGCUCCAGGGAGACCUCUUUAUGCACACUGCUCCGCUAGAGGCGCCCCACCACCAACUUUAAGAUGGCGUAUUCCAGAUGGGGCUCAAGUUCGGCCAUCCCAGUUUCUCCAUGGCAACCUUUUUGUCUUGCCAAACGGGACACUACAUAUCCGAAAAGUGGGGCCUAAGGAUGCUGGGAUUUAUGAAUGCACAUCCACUAAUGCAGUUGGAACUGAAACGAGGACUGUAAGAGUAGAAAUUAAAGAGGAAACCGAUGGAGAGAAAAGAGUUGUAUGGACAAGUGAUACAUCCUCUCUAGUGAAAAACAGUUCUUCGUCCCUUCCCAGCUACCAUUCAAAGCCGCCUGAUUCUGCUCACCCGACCCCUCUCUCACCUUCUCAUGGAUCCAGGAAAGGGCCAGGAACGGGCUCAAAAUCCUCACCUUACCCUCACCAGCUCACUUCUGCAGAGUCAGCCUCAAAGAUCAAUAGGACAGUCGUCACCUCCCCCUCACUGCUGACUAAUUUGACAAAAACCUCAGUGGCUACCCAUAACACCACACUGUCCUUUGGAUUUGCAAACAUAUCUGAAAAAGUCAGCGCUUCAGUCGUGUUACAGUCCAUGCCCGUCUCUCCAUUCAGCAAAGCCCGAAUUGUCUCCAGCUCGCCCUCCACCACUACUGUGUCCUAUGGGGAGAAACUGCAGCUGCACUGCUCUGUAACGGGCAACCCGUCCCCAAUUAUUAUUUGGAGGACACCCAGCAGGAAAUUGAUCGACAUGCAUUUUAGUUUCGACAGACGUCUGAAGGUGCACCCAAAUGGCACACUGUCGGUCCAGUCAGUGACAGAGCGGGACAUUGGAGACUACCUUUGCAUUGCACGUAACAAGGUUGCAGAUGAUUAUCGUCUCUUGCGUGUUUCUGUGGUUGUCAAGCCUGCAAAAAUUGAGCACAAGCUGCCUCUCAAUCAGAUGGUCUCGUUUGGGAAGGCAUUGAAGGUGGACUGUUUGGCCUCAGGUCGACCUGACCCAGCUGUGAGUUGGAGUCUACCAGAUGGAACAAUGGUAAACAGUGUGUUGCAGGGGGCAGAUAGACCAGGGCGGGCGCGAAGGCUAAUCGUCUUCGAUAAUGGAACACUGCUGCUUCCAGCAGUGGGCAUGGGAGAGGAAGGGGAGUACACCUGUUAUGCUGAGAAUCAAGGAGGUCAAGAUACCAUGAAGGUAAAUGUCAAGGUUAUGACAAGAUCUCCACCAGCCUUCAAUGAUGACAGAAGCUAUCAAGUCAUUAAAUUACGUCAGGGGGCAACAGCCACCAUUCGCUGCCAGGCCAUGGGUGAUCCCCCACCAACUGUGACCUGGUUCUCUCCAGCACGUCGUGCCAUUCCAGCUAGUUCUGGUUUUUACUCUGACCGGGUUGCGGUGACUUCAGGAGGAACUCUGGAGAUUCGUCUGGCCCAGAAGACUGACGCAGGAAACUAUACAUGCCAAGCAAGCAACUCAGCAGGGAAGAAAAGCAUGGUAGUGGGCCUUGAGGUGGAGGUCCCUAGUCAUGGAAACAAUGCCUUUAGUGAUAACAAUGGUCGUAUAAGAGCAAGCAGUGGAAUUAACAAAGCAACCAGUGGUCUUGAUUCUGAAAAUGGAUUCAAAAGGCCUACCAGUGGAAUAACAACACAGCUCAGUCGCGUCAUCAGCAUAGGUGUGAGCAGUGGUGGAAAUGUAGGCAUAAAAGCAGACAACAGUGGAAUCAUAAAUAGAAAUGCACCUGUAACUUUAAUUAGGGAAACAACGACAAGAAACAGUUCGAGCUCAGUUGGAGGAAGAAGUGUUGGAAGCAAUCUUGGGGCUGGCAGCAAUGAAGUCGCAGAUGGAAAGUCUAACACUGAUGCAAACCCCAGUAGAGACAGCAGCAAGAUAAGCAGCAUUUCAAGAAAUGGAGUGUUUGUAAGCAGUACUGCUAAUCAUAGUGGUAGAGGAACCCUUAGCACAAGCAGGACCAAUAGCAACUCAGGAAUGAACGAUAAAAACAGGAACAAUGGAGGUGCAGGUGCUGCUGGCACAGGUACUGGGAGCUCCCCAAAUAAACUUGUGGGUGUGGUAACAACAGCGAAGCAGUUAGUAAUGAAAGGCCAAACUGUUCUUUUGCCAUGUCCAUCUCAUGGUUCCCCACCCUUAACCUGGUAUCUGCCUGGUAAUGGUGUCCUGCCAGCCCCGUACUACGGAAGCCGGCUCACGGUACACAGAAAUGGCUCCUUGGAGCUGCGGGGAGCUCGCGUGAGCGAUAGUGGGACCUUGGUGUGCGUAGUGAGAGGGGACAAAGGAGAAACAAGAAUUCAGGUCGAGCUGGCGGUCACUGAGCCACAAGAAGUGUCUAGAUCAACUUCGUCUGCGGUACCUCGCUCAAGAGCCCCAAUACAAGCCUCUGAAUCAAGGCCAUUAUUGCCAGAGUUGCCUCUCCGAAUUACUGUUCCUCCAAAGCCUUUGCAACGUGGGCCAUCUUUGCUUGCAGACCGUGAUCCAGUUGGUCCUCCCGCACCCCUGGCUGUUUCAGCACCAGCUGUGAGCACCCAAACUGCUUCUUUGAUGAGCAUUAUAAAUGGAGAAACUCUUCGUCUAGCCUGCUCUCUUUCUCAAGCCUCAAAGCACACCCAGGACUCCCUUUCUUGGACUUUUCCCAACGGCAAGGUGGUGUCCAGGGGUGACAGUGGCGACUCUGGCCGGUACUUUGUCCAAGAGGAUGGGACGCUGGUUGUGCAACAGACAUCUGUGUUUGACAGAGGCACCUAUACCUGCAGAUCCACCAGCCACGAUUCCUCCUCCGUUUCAGUUGUCACAGUUCCUGUCAUAAUCAUUGCCUAUCCGCCACGCAUCACAACAGGCCCCUCGCCUGUGACCUACACACGUCCUGGUGUCGCCGUGGAGCUGCCCUGCCUCACCAUAGCAACUCCCCGGGCAAUGGUUACCUGGGAAACACCAGACAUGACACAGCUGAGGGUGAUGGGCCAAGCUCGUAUCUAUGGUAACCGUUAUCUCAGUCCCCGAGGUUCUUUGGUGAUACAGAAUCCCUCAAGUAGGGACACAGGAUUUUACAGGUGCACAGCCAAAAAUGUGAUAGGAGUGGACACCAAGACGACAUACCUGCAUGUUAUAUAAUGCGGUGAAGAAUACUGACACAGCACCACUGUCAUUGACUGAUGUAAUAUUAACUCAAUGCCCAAAGCAACUGCAAAGCUCUGUUAAGAUACUGUUGAUGUUUAGAAAAGACUACAGUAAUAUAGUGUGUGGUAUUUUUUUUGCUUCACGUCGAAAUAAUAUUCAAUGUUUUGUAUCAGGCUAGUCAAGAUUCUUUGUUUAUGCAUUUGAUUCUAGUAAGCAUUUACCAUAUGUGCCUUGUCUUUAUGAUAGGGCUAACACACGUUUCAAAAUGGUGCUCAAGUUGCAGGUAUUUAUGAUUUUACAACACUGCGUUUCUUUCCGGGCUCCUGCAUAGGAAUCAAGAUCUGCUCCGAUUUGGAAUACUGCCACUGAAGGAUUAUUUUUGCACAGUUUCUAACUUAGUAACUGCCAAAUUUGAGCAAGUAAAAGUUCAAACAUAAUGCUUCGCUGGUUACACAUUCUGAAUUAGUUUUUAAUUUUGCAUUCAACAACAGUACAAACAUGUUAUAUGAUUGUGAUUGUUUUAACAUACUUUUUGUCUGCACCUUUACAGAAUUAACAAGGCUGCAUGAGAUACAAUUUGAAGGCAUUUAAAUUUGUUUGCAAGACAAAAUGCAUCUUUGUAAUGAUUUCAACAAUUAAGAUUACAUAAUUAUUUUAUUCCAGGUAUGUGCACAAAAAUAGCAGCUAGUAACGACCUAUUUUAAUUUCUUUCAUGUUAAAUUAUUGCUCUUGUAAAGACUGUUUCCCUGUGAGAAAGUAUAUUAUGUAUGUUGAACCUGUCGAGCAACAUUGAAGUCUUAUUCUAUUUUUUACACACAUUCAAUUUAAUAAUAAACUGGAAACUGGUUUUAACCAUUUUGUUGAGUUUAUUAUAAAGAAACGACUUGUUCAUUUUAAACUCAGCUGUUGAACAAGUAAAGCGGUUUUGUCCUGCAGGC
Molecule: messenger RNA, 9111 nt
Organism: Dunckerocampus dactyliophorus (ringed pipefish)
Lineage: Eukaryota; Metazoa; Chordata; Actinopteri; Syngnathiformes; Syngnathidae
Product: matrix-remodeling-associated protein 5-like
Exons: 12
Coding region: 380-8167 (2595 amino acids)
Cellular component (GO): extracellular region
Molecular function (GO): protein binding
Source: RefSeq, a predicted model, not a curated record